AUGGGGGAUGGUCACCGUUGCCCCGGCAACGCCAGCGCCAGGUCAGCCUCUCUUGGGAGAGCUGGCAGCAAGAGUCGGCUUAUGCCCCUUUCCCGAGGGUUUUCAGAAAAGGAUGCAGAUGAAGUAAAAGGAAUUUUUGUUGAUACUAACCUGUACUUUCUGGCUUUGACAUUCUUCGUGGCAGCAUUCCAUCUUCUCUUUGAUUUCCUUGCAUUCAAAAAUGACAUCAGUUUUUGGAAGAAAAAGAGGAGCAUGAUUGGGAUGUCUACAAAAGCAGUGCUUUGGCGGUGCUUUAGUACUGUGGUAAUAUUUCUUUUCCUUUUGGAUGAACAAACAAGUUUAUUGGUCCUGAUCCCAGCAGGCAUUGGUGCAGUGAUUGAGCUCUGGAAAGUAAAGAAAGCUUUGAAAAUGACAAUCAAGUGGCAAGGCUUGAGACCCAAAAUUCAGUUUGGAACAUACAAUGACUCUGAAAAGAAAACUGAGGAGUAUGAUACCCAGGCUAUGAAAUACUUGUCAUAUUUGCUCUAUCCACUGUGUAUUGGAGGUGCAGGUUAUUCCUUGCUGAAUGUCAAAUAUAAAAGCUGGUACUCCUGGUUGAUUAACAGUUUUGUCAAUGGAGUAUAUGCAUUUGGAUUCCUGUUUAUGCUACCCCAGCUGUUUGUAAACUACAAGAUGAAAUCUGUUGCACACUUGCCAUGGAAGGCUUUUACAUACAAAGCAUUCAACACCUUUAUUGAUGAUGUAUUUGCUUUUAUAAUCACUAUGCCAACAUCUCAUAGGCUGGCGUGCUUUAGAGAUGAUGUCGUGUUCCUGGUCUAUCUUUACCAAAGAUGGCUUUAUCCUGUGGAUAAGAGCAGAGUGAAUGAGUACGGGGAAUCUUACGAAGAAAAGCCAAAAAAAAAAAGCUCAUAGAGAAUAACUAAGAAUUGAAGAAAAUUCUGACCCCUGGACUCUGACUGGCUUCAUGUAUUAUCUGGUCUUAAGGAAGGAAAAACUUAUUUAAUAAGAGUAUUUUUAAAGCUUAUGAAAGAACUACACGGACAAUACAUCUUCUAUAUUGCCAAAAUCUAGUUUUGAUAUCCUCCUAUUUCAGGAUCCUCUUUUGUCCUCACAAGGUCCACAGUCUGCCAGAUGUCAUUAAAUAAACUUCCUGCAUUUAAACUUCUCUUUGGUGAAAACUUAAGUCUCCUGACCAUUGUAAUUAUCUCCAAAUCUACGUUUUUAAGUCAACUCAAUAACUGGAAGUGUGGUUCCGGUGUCACUAGGCUAUGACACGUGAAAAAGCAAGCCAGUGUGUUACAGCAGAAUCGAGCAUUAUAACCAAACUGGAGGCUGUCAAAAAUGAAUUGUAUAAUAUUGGA
This is a messenger RNA of Pterocles gutturalis (yellow-throated sandgrouse), 1361 nucleotides long. Its product is annotated as cleft lip and palate transmembrane protein 1-like protein. Gene Ontology annotation, cellular component: membrane; endomembrane system. The record is from RefSeq and is a predicted model, not a curated record. NCBI's taxonomy places the organism in Eukaryota, Metazoa, Chordata, Aves, Pterocliformes, Pteroclidae. The transcript is spliced from 12 exons. Bases 1 to 912 code for a protein of 303 amino acids.